AUGUUCUAAUAAAUUUCAGAAAAUAUAACUGAAUAAAGUAAAACGCAGAAAUAGCUAUCAAAUUAUUUAUCAAAGAUAUCACUUCAAUAUAUUCAUAAUUCAAGAGAAUCUGAUUGGCCACAAAAAUUGAAAUAAUUGUAUCAAAAACAUUUGACAGGUGAAAUUACUAAUGAAUUAUGCAGAUAAAAUCAAUUCUUAGUCAAAUAUUCCCAAAAAACGAUAAGAAGUUUAAAAAACUUUUAUUGUGGAGAGAUUAAGAAAUCUACUAGAAAACCUAGGAAAAUAUGCAUCUUUUAAAACAUUUGA
This is a messenger RNA of Paramecium tetraurelia, 306 nucleotides long. RefSeq lists its product as uncharacterized. The record is from RefSeq and is a predicted model, not a curated record. The transcript has 2 exons. NCBI's taxonomy places the organism in Eukaryota, Ciliophora, Oligohymenophorea, Peniculida, Parameciidae.